Messenger RNA from Caenorhabditis angaria, 3356 nucleotides. The record is from the annotation of a GenBank genome assembly. NCBI's taxonomy places the organism in Eukaryota, Metazoa, Nematoda, Chromadorea, Rhabditida, Rhabditidae.
AUGACUCAUAAUUGUCCUGGGCAUCAACAUUGUCCCAUACAACGUGCCGAACUAUAUGCACAAUGGUAUCGUUUUUGCUCUUUUUUCAAAGUUCAUAUGGAAACUCAUGUUGAUCCAUACAUCGUUCAUCUUGUCCGCGUAUGUUUUCAUUUUUUUCAUUUUUUCAAGCUUCAAUUGUACAAGUUUUUAGCUUGCACGCGAACGCGGUGAUUAUCAAAUGCCGUGCAUGAUAUAUUUUUGCUUCAACCUUGAUGUUUGUGAGAAAUCGUUGUUUGAUCAACUUUUAACAAAAGAAGAGUUGUAUUACAGACUCGUUGCUGUAAGUUAAUUCUGAAAUUGUUCUAGAUUUAUGAAUAAUUUAAUAGAUUUUCGGCGAUACUGCCAAAAAUCGAUCAGGAAAAAUAUGACACUAGUGUGACAUUCAGAGGCGCCGAAGCGGUAAAUUCCGAAGCGCGUCUUCAAGAAAGCCUAUUUAGAACCAGCUCGUAAAAAUUUUCGUAUCAAUUUUUGAUGCCUGGGAGCUGAAAAGGUGUCAUUUUCUCGAGUGAUGCGUUUUAUUUCGCACUAGGAAAUGUCAGCUCCCAGGCAUAACAGUCUCCUUUUUUGAAAGACAUCGUUUUCUAAUAACUUCAAAAUUCUCUCCAAGCAUUUCUAAUCGGAUUGAUGGUCAUUUCUUGUGUCAGAAAUGAUCAAGUGUAUUAUUAUAUGCAUAGGUAACCAACAUAAUGUUUGUACAGAUCGACUCAUCUCCAAAAACUGAUCAACAAUUGGAGUUUAUGGUAGCGGAUGGCAGACAAUUGAAACAAGUAAGUCCUAUGACUCAACAACUAAGUUAUUGCCGACAGUUUGAUUUUAAAACACCAUGAAAUAUUUUUUACAGUUCUUGAAACUACAUGGAGAAUCUCUGAAAGAACAUAGACUGAAGGUACUUUCCUCUUUCCUUAAAAACCGUUAUCUUAACAAACAAUUUUUUUCAGCCAGUUGAUGAGUUUGGCAACGUUCCUCCCGAGUGUUUUCAAUAUCAAAAUGAUACUGAACCAAGAAAAACAUGCUAUAACAUAUCGAUUGGAACAGUGAUAAAAGAGUGCAUAAUCAUGCCUAUGUUUAAUGGUAACAACAGAGAAAAAACAUAUACACGCAAAAAAGAGUUUGCUUUCAGAAUGGAAACAAAAUUCACAAGCAUCAGAAAGUUAUGAAGAAGCUGCUUCAACUUCUGCGGAGUCAGACUCAUCAUCAACAACUAUUGUUGCAGCUCAAGACAAAUCUCAGGUUCGUUUUUUUGUGGUUUCCAUAUAUGGUCGGUAUUAUUCGGCAUACCUGUCAUUUCAAUAUCAGGAGGUUAACUAUAGGUGGCCGCCGCCAAUCUCAAAAUUUGAGGGUACUGAAAAAUAUGAAGCCCGUUCUAAAAACACUUCAAGUUCAGAAAUUAGGGUUAGCUUCAGCUAGACUGAAAAACUGAAAAAAUCUGGAAAAAACCCUAUGUUUUAUUUCUUAACCGAGUCACAGUCUUCUCAUCAAUUUUUUUCCAGCUUGAGGACUUUGAAUUUGUGUUUGAAGAAGAUCUCCCCGAGAAUCAAGGAAGUUCUAAUGGAAAUGUACCUAUGGUUGGUUUUUCAAAAUUCUUAUCCUAUAAAAAACAAUUUAUUUUUUAGCCAAACAACAAUGUACCAGUAUUUCAACAAGAUGUUGUGGAAAAUGUUGAAAUGCGAUAUGUUCAAAUGAGAACAUUGGCCGAUAAUCAGGUGAUUAUUUUGAGUGAAUUAAAAAAUCAGCAAUAGUGUAAAUGUUUGUAAAUUUUGAAACAAACAGUAGCAAUUCAUAUAGAAACUAUAAAGACAAUCUUCUUUGUUUUCAGCCCAAAAAAACCUGAUAAUGAAAAUUAUUGAUUACUUUUUCAGAUAACCCCAAUGCCAUUUUUUCGAAAUGUCACAGGAUAUGUCGAUUUUCAGAAUUUUUCCAACGGAAACAUUCCAAUGGUAAAUUAAAUUGUGUAUCUUAAUAAAAGUCAAUGAAAAACUGAUAAUUUUCAGCCAAAUGAUUUUCAAGUUGGUGCUCCAUCAAACGUGCAAUAUGCUUUCAACGUAACUGAAGCGGUUGGUUAAAAUAGAAAGAAUUUUUGAAACUAUGUUUAACUAACAAUUAACUUUGAAAAACACGGGAAUUCCAAACAUGUUACUUAUAUUUUUUAAAAUAGUCAGACUCCCGUUUAUAUUUCUAGCUAAGUUCAGAUCCAUAGUUAAUUAUAGUAAAUCAUUUUCUGGACAUUGAAUAAUCUUAUCAAUUAAUCAAUUCGAGAAUUUCUAAACAAUGUUCAAUGUUUAUAAAAAACAACAUUUUCAGCGCGAAGAUUUGACAAGAAGCCUUGGUAUAAACAUACAGGAAUUUGCCCACAACAAUUUCAAUGCACAGUUUGUAAUGGUUGGUUGUUUUAGGAUCUUCAUAGAAAUAAUUGAGUUUUUCCAGCCAAACAACUCUCAACAAAUGGGUCAACCAUAUGAAAAUGCUCAAAACGUAUUUGGCGGAAACAUUCCACAGGUUGGCUAUUUCAGAGAUUUUCUUAAUGUUAGAAAUGAUUUUUCUUCAGCAAAAUGUUGUUCCACCUGUAAAUGUUAUUCCACCUGCGGCCCAAUCAGCUACCUUUGAAACUGAUUGGUACAAAGCAUGCAGCAAUGUCUGUACAGAAACGACUACAUUUAUUGAUCAGGUAAGAAGAAGUUCCAAAGUAGAUGGUCUCAAAUUAUUUAUUGAUUAUUUAUAGGUUCAAAGUCCUUUACCAUCAAUCAGGAAUAUUAACUAUUCAGAAGUGAGUUUGCAAAGUUUUCGAUAUUUUUCAGAUUUUUGAAAGUUUCACUCCAAUUAGUUAUAAUUUUAAUUGAGAAAACUUCAUUCAAAAUCAAUGUAUUGAUCAAAUCAUGAACGCACUCUUAAACACAGUGUGUUAUAUACAAUAAGUAAUUUAAAUUUCAGGCGAUCGGCAAUAAAACAAAACCAAGUGAUCUUUAUAUCCUGUGUAAAUUAAAUCAACUUGGUAUUAACAUUAACACAAUUGAGCUGUUCAAUGUUUAUGCCACCAAGAGAAAAGCAUAUGAGGAAUUGGCCGAGAAAUAUCGCAAGGUUUGUUUUUUAUUGUUUUCUUCUAGAAUCACUUGAUUUUUAGGAAAAAAAAGAAACUGAAAAGCUGCUUGCUGAAUACAAACUUGAGCUGCAAAAGAGGCGUGAAGCGGAUGAUGUAAUGCCGGGUCUUAUAAAGGUUUGUCAUUUUUGGAUAAAUUUUCAUUUUAUGAAUAUUCUAUUGUAUUUUUCAGAUGACUCCUAAUAAAGGAAACAACAGGAAAGUUCAAAAGAAGAAGAAGUGA